Candida tropicalis MYA-3404 is the source of this 2943-nucleotide messenger RNA. It is a transcript of the gene SPT5, whose product is annotated as transcription elongation factor. Gene Ontology annotation, biological process: transcription elongation by RNA polymerase II; regulation of transcription by RNA polymerase II; transcription elongation-coupled chromatin remodeling. Gene Ontology annotation, cellular component: DSIF complex. Gene Ontology annotation, molecular function: mRNA binding. Lineage: Eukaryota; Fungi; Ascomycota; Pichiomycetes; Serinales; Debaryomycetaceae. The transcript has a single exon. The record is from RefSeq and is a predicted model, not a curated record. The coding region runs from base 1 to 2943 and encodes 980 amino acids.
AUGUCUGAUAGUGAAGAUCAAAAUCAAAUUGGAUCGGAACCAGGUGUUCCACAAGAAGAUGACUUAACUUUUGAUGAAGAAUUCAGAAGAGCAGCGGAUCAAGAAGAUGGAGAAGAAACACAACAAUCAAAGCGUCCACGUGAAAACGAAGAGGUCGAUGAAGAAGACCAAGAGGAGGAGGAAGAAGAAGAAGAAGAAGAUGAUGAUGAAGAUGACGAAGAAGACGAAGUUUCCCAUAAAAGAAAAAGAAGAAGAGGAGCUAAUCAGUUCUUUGAUAUUGAAGCAGAGGUCGAUGAUGAAGAUGAGGACGAUGACGAAGAUGAUGAAGAAGCAGAAAUGUUGAGAGAAGAGUUUAUCACAGACGAUCAUGCCCCAAUUGAAACUGUUGAAAGAGUUGAUACUGAUGAUAGAUUACAUAGACAAUUUGAUAAUCGUCGUCAAAAGGUUCAAGAUGAAGAUGCCGAAAAAAUAGCAGAAGAAUUGAAACAAAGAUAUAGAAAGAGUCAUACUGCCUACAGAGGAGAAACUUCUGCUAGUGGUACAGUAUCCCAAAAGUUGUUGAUGCCUUCUAUUAACGAUCCUUCUAUCUAUGCAAUUAGGGUGUCUCCGGGUAAAGAAAAAGAAUUGGUUCGUAAAUUGUACAAGAAGAAAAGAACCCUUGAAAGACAAGGUACUCCCUUAGACAUUUUGACAGUCUUCCAAAGAGAUGCAUUUACAGGUUAUAUUUACAUUGAAGCUAAAAGACCGGACGCCAUUGACAGGGCCCUUGAGGGUAUGGUCAAUGUCUUUAUGAGAGAUAAGUUAUUGGUCCCAGUGAAGGAGUACCCAGAUUUAUUGAAGCAAGUUAAAACCACUGAUGUUGAAGUUGUUCCUGGUAUCUAUGUAAGAAUUAAGAGAGGUGCUUACAAAGGUGAUUUAGCAAUAGUUGAUAACUUGUCAGAAAACGGGUUAGAUGUACGUUGUAAAGUUGUUCCAAGACUUGAUUAUGGUGUGAAUGAUACGCUAGAUAAAAACGGAAAACGUGUGAAAUCAAAGAUUAGACCACAACAGGCUUUGUUCAGUGAGCACAAAGCCAGAACCUAUGAUCCAGAAAAGCUCCAAAAUGGAAGUGGUCGUGGACAUUUCCGUUAUGCUAACAAUGACUAUAUUGAUGGGUUCUUGUACAAGGAUUUCAGAAUCCAAUUCCUUCAAACACAAGACGUACACCCAAGUCUUGAAGAGUUGGAUAAACUUCAAAUCAAAACAGAUGAAGAUGGUUUGAAUUUAGCUGCUAUUGCUGCCACAUUGAAGAAUAACAAAGGUGACGGUAAGUCUUCCACUGCAUUCCAACCUGGUGAUAAAGUUGAAAUUCGUCGUGGGGAACAAGCAAAGACAAUCGGUCUUGUUACUGAGGCUGCAUUAACUGAGGUGACAAUAAAAGUUACUGAUAGUGGUGAUCCUAAAUUUGUCAACCAAAGAUUAACUGUCCCUGCCAGUGAUUUAAGAAAGAUAUUCAAUGAGGGUGAUCAUGUUAGAGUAGUUGAAGGUAGACAUCUUGAUGAAACUGGUUUGGUUAUUAAAAUCGACGGGGACUCCGUUAUUUUUGUUAGUGAUCAAACCAGAGAAGAUGUUAAAGUAUUUGCCAAUUAUUUGAUCAAAGCGACAGAUGCAUCAUCUAAUGUCGAUCAAAUGAAGAGUAAUUACGACAUAAAGGAUUUGGUAGAAUUGAGUAGUUUAACUGUUGGUGUUAUUGUGAAAGCAGAAAAGAAUAUCUUUGGUGUACUUACCACUGAUGGUCGAUUAAUUGAUGUUAAGCCUUCAGGUAUCGCUUCCAAGAUAAUUCAAAGUCGUCGUGAACAAGUUGCCACAGAUAGGCACGGUAUGACCAUUAGAGUUGGUGACACAGUUAAGGAAUUGUUGGGUGAUAAGUCUCGAGAAGGUGCUAUUGUGCAUAUUUACAAAAACUCGUUGUUUAUCAAAUCUACAGAAGUUAUAGAGAAUUUGGGUAUUUUUGUUGCCAACCGUAUGAAUGUUACCACCGUUUCCACAAAGGAUGCUAUGGUGUCGAAGAGUCUAGGUCCAGAUUUGACAAGUAUGAAUCCAAACUUAAGAUUGCCAAAUCCAAGUGCUAUGGCAGGAUUGAAAACGAGAAUCGGGGGUAGAGAUAAAUUGAUAUACAAAGAUGUUCAAGUGACUAGUGGUAGUUACAAAGGAUUGAAAGGUAAAGUCACUGACGCUGAUGAUGAAUUUGCCAGAAUUGAAUUGCACACCAAGAGUAAGAAAAUCAAGGUGCGUAAGCAGCAUUUGAAUGUUAUGGUACAUGGUGAACCGGUUCCAUAUAUGAGAUUCAUUGGCGCAGCUCCAGAUGAACGUUUUGGAGCCCCAGCUAUGCCUCCAACAUUCUCAAGUGGUGGUAGAUCUACUUGGGGAGGUGCUACUCCUGCUGUUGCAGGUGGUGUUUCUAACGGUGGUGCUUCUUCAUGGGGUGGUGAUAGAGCAGGUGGUGCCUCAACAUGGGGUGGCAAGACCCCUGCUUAUGGUAGUGCUGGUGGUAAAACUCCUGCUUAUGGCAGUGCUGCCGCUGGUGGUGCUUCUACAUGGGGAGGUGCUGGUGCCGGUGGUGCUUCUACUUGGGGCGGUGCCGGUGGUGCUUCUUCUUGGGGUGGAAACCGCGGUGGUGGUGCAUCAACCUGGGGUGGUAACCGUGGAGGUGCCAGUGCUUGGGGUGGAAAUCGUGGUGGUGCGUCUGCUUGGGGCGGAAAUAAAGGAAACACUUCUGCUUGGGGUGGAAACCAGGAAAGAGGUAAUACAUCCAAAUGGGGAAGUAACAAUGGUGGUAGUGGUAAUAGUGGUGCAGAAUCUGCAUGGGGUGGAAAUGGCGGUGCCAGUGCCUGGGGUGGAGGCGGUAACUCUACCUGGGGUAGUAAAAAGGGCAACAACAGUACCUGGGAAGGUAAUAACUGA